Messenger RNA from Sporothrix brasiliensis 5110, 1443 nucleotides. RefSeq lists its product as uncharacterized. Lineage: Eukaryota; Fungi; Ascomycota; Sordariomycetes; Ophiostomatales; Ophiostomataceae. Bases 1 to 1443 code for a protein of 480 amino acids. Gene Ontology annotation, biological process: regulation of DNA-templated transcription. The record is from RefSeq and is a predicted model, not a curated record. Gene Ontology annotation, cellular component: RSF complex. The transcript has 3 exons.
AUGAUGAAUGCAGAAAAGCUUCGCGAAAAGAUGGCAGAACAAAAGGAUGCCGACCAAGACCAGACAACUUGGCGCAUCGAGCCUUUCGGAUGGGAUAGAGACGACCGCGCCUACUUUGUUCUUGACGACAACCGCGUUUAUCGUUUGACGGAGGCGCCCCCCGCACCUCCCAAACAAAAAAAGAACACCAAGAAGGCCAGGGCACUGGAAAGGCGCAGAGAGAAGCGGCGCCGCGUCUCUUCUACAACCCUUGGCAACGCAGCUGAGGUCGAUGAAGAUCAUACCGUCCCACGAGAUGAUCAAAAAACACACGCAACGAACGAUGAUAUUGAAGAGGACAUCGAUGAUGGCCUGGGUGGGAUGACAUGGGAGUGCGUCGCGGUGUCUUUGGACGAGCUGCGCUCACUACUGGCCUCGAUCUCCAGCAAGAAGGAUCCUAAUGAGCGGGUUUUGCACGAAAAACUUGUCGAGCACCUCCUCCCUAUUCUUGAGCAGCAAGAGGAAAGAAGGAAGAAGCGAGAGAAGGAGCACGAAAAGGCAUUGCUGAACCUAGCAAAGAUGGCCAAUGCAAAGAGGUCAAGUCGAAUUGCUGGCCGACAGGAGCAGCAAAAGCAGGAGGAGAUGCUACGGGAGGAAGAACAGAAGCGACGCUUUGAGAUAGAGGCGUUACGAAAACAAGAACAAAGACAACGCAAGGCCGAAAAAGAGCGCGAGGCUCGUCUCCUAUCGCGGGAAAACCGCCUUCACGAACGCGAAAAUCGACGAGCGCGGCACAAAUACGAAUUAGCACAGCUUUCCGAGGAUGGCAAGUCUGUCGACAAUGCCGUAGGUCGGAUAUCUGAACGCAGACGGCAGGCGGAAAUUGAGAAAAACAAAGAAGCGCUUAGGGACCUGGGCGAUGAGUUGGAAGAUGAAUGGACGUUUGACUGCAUUUGCGGCCUUCAUGGCAAGAUUGACGACGGCCAGCACAGCGUGUCCUGCGAAAAAUGCAGCAUUUGGCAACACAGCAGGUGCUUGGGUAUUGACGAGAAAGAGGCUGAGAAAGAUGAUUUUCAUUUUGUCUGCGAUCCCUGCAAACGCAGUGCGGCCACUUUGGCGGACGGCCAGCCAUUCGCCCGGCCCGUUAUAAGACUCAAGAUCAACGCACCUGCCCCUGAGAAGCCAACCCAGCCCACCGCUCGAGCUACUGACUACCGGGUGCCUGUUGCGACACAGUCAGUGUUACCAAAUCCGGUGGUGCCGACCCCGGCGUCGACUCUUGGCAGCGAACUGGAUAACGAUGAUACCGACUUUGAUGCCUAUCCUCAAGAAGUUGCGCGUGCUCCUGUUCUUGCCCUCCCAGAGGCGGGCAAUGGCAUCAGCACGGUUCCGGGGAAGCCUACAAUCACAACCGAUGAUAAAUCUGGACCCACUCACGCCCACAGCCGCUACAACCACGUGUAG